AUUCUUUGUUUUCCUGGGCAGGGGGAAGGGGCAGUAGCUCUCCAAGGAUGGGGCUCGCAGGGGACACAGCCCUCUGCAUUCAGCAAUUAAAUGAGUGUAGGUAAUAAUGAUGUACGUCCUGGCUUGCUGUUUUCACACUCAUCAAAGAGGAGUGCUCAAAUUGAGAAACAAAGAAAGAAUAAGAAUGAAUCAAAUCGUGAACGAUUCAAACCUGUGAAACAAGUCCAGCAAGAACGGUUGCAAGAAGGGCUUAAUACAGCGUUGGACUCCUCAAACAAAGGGUUUGCAAUGCUUCAAAAAAUGGGAUAUAAGCCUGGAUCUAGUCUUGGAAAGCAAGGCCAGGGAAAACUCGAACCAGUUGCUGUGGAGCUGAAGGCAGACAGAGUUGGGCUGGGAUGGCAGGAGAUGAUUUCUGAACACAGAAAGAAGCAACAGGAGAUAAAAAGACAAAAGCAAGAAAAACAUAAGAAAGAAAUAGACCCAGAGCAGUUCAGAGCUAGGAUGCGCAGUCAGCAGCAAGAAAAGUUGAUCAAUGCUGAUUUGAUGAAGAGUCAGCGAAUCUGCCAUCAGAUGGACUCGAAAGCUGAAUUAACUGAACCUGUGGAACCAUGGUUCUGGCCAAAGUAUGUGUUGAAGAAGGAAGGUGAGGAAGAUCAAGGAGAAGAGGAAGAGGAGGAAGAGGAAUAGAAUUUGA
This is a messenger RNA of Penaeus vannamei (Pacific white shrimp), 694 nucleotides long. NCBI's taxonomy places the organism in Eukaryota, Metazoa, Arthropoda, Malacostraca, Decapoda, Penaeidae. The record is from RefSeq and is a predicted model, not a curated record.